GCGUAGAUGGGAAACACGUGUCCGUACUUACUCGUUCGUUACCGUAUAUAAUUCUACGAUAAAUGAACUGUUAGGAGAUAGAAAUAUAAAUAGAGUUUUAGAAAGUAUAUUUUAGAUUAUAAAAAUGGAGAAGGACGAGAUUAUCAUCUCGAAAGAUGAAGUCAAAGGAGAAGAAGUAAAAGAUAAUAUUGUAAUUGACAAAACUCCGAGCACGGUAGUGGAAGAAGGUCAAGCCAAAGUGAUUUUUCCUUCGACUAACGACGUUUUUUACAACCCUGUUCAGGAAUUCAAUCGUGAUAUGAGCAUUGCAGUUAUCAAAGAAUUUAGUAAAUCGUUUUCUCUUAAAAAAGCAGAAAACCAUGUAAAUGACGUCAAGGCUGAUAAUGAUUCUGAUUUCCAGGGAAAGCUUUAUAUUUUGGAAGCUCUGGCUGCAUCCGGAUUGAGAUCGAUCAGGUAUGCAAAAGAAAUACCAGAUGUGAAGAGUAUCGUGGCAAACGAUUACUCCAUUCAGGCGGUCGAGAGCAUGAAAACAAAUGUGUGGCUCAACAAGGUGGAACACCUAGUUUCUCCGCAUCGUGAAGAAGCGUCAUUAUUAAUGUAUCAACACAGGAACGUUCAUAGGCGUUUCCACGUAAUUGAUCUAGAUCCCUACGGAAGUCCCGCGCCUUUCCUUGAUGCAGCCGUGCAGUGCGUUGCCGAUGGCGGUUUGUUACUCGUUACCUGUACGGAUAUGGCCAUCCUCUGUGGCAAUCACGGCGAGACGUGCCAUGCUAAAUACGGUGCCACCUCUUUAAAAAUUAAAUGCUGUCAUGAAAUGGCAUUAAGGAUAAUUCUACAGAGUAUCGAGUCUCAUGCCAAUCGAUAUGGACGUUACAUAGUGCCUUUACUCUCGCUCAGCAUAGAUUUCUACGUUAGGGUAUUUGUUAAAGUCUACACAAGUCCUAAUGAAGUGAAGAAAUCUAUAAAUAAGUUGGCAAUGGUUUAUAAGUGUGUAGGAUGUGAAACAUUCCAUCUGCAACCAUUAGGAAAGUCCCAAAAUAAAGAUAAAAUUUCUCCAGCUCAUGGACCGCCUGUCAACAUGAAUUGUGACAACUGUGGACAAAGACAUCAGCUAGGUGGGCCAAUAUGGAUGAGCGAGCUUCACGAUCGAGAUUUUGUCAAAGAUUUAAUAAAAUGUACAGAAGAAGAUUUGAACUGUUACGGUACCAGCAGGAGAAUGAUUGGAGUUCUUAAUGUAAUAGCUGAAGAAUUGGAAAACUGCCCGCUUUAUUACACAAUUUCGGAUCUUUGUGCUAUUGUUCAUUCUGUAACACCAAGUAUAUUAGAAGUCAGAUCGGCAAUACUGAAUGCGGGAUAUAAAGUCUCUCUUUCACAUGCCUGUAAACAGUCUCUGAAAACCGAUGCACCUAGCGAUGUCAUUUGGGAUGUAGUAAGGAGUUGGGUAAAAUUACAUCCUGUGAAACGAGAUCUCAAGAAUACUCCAGGAGAGGUUAUACUAAAGAAGGAAAUCAGGACAGAGAUAAGUUUUAAGCUUCAUCCAGAUGCAAAUCCUGCAUCUCGCCUGCAGAAUCUCUGCAGGUUCCAAGUCAAUCCUCAUCCUCAUUGGGGGCCAAAAAUGAGAGCUAAAACUAGCUUAUGGGCAGACAAACAGGUAGAAAAGCAGAAAAGAUUCCAAGGAAAGAGGAAAAGAUCUAUAGAAAAAGGAAAAGAUUUGAAAAUAUAUCCUUGCAGGAAAUUUAUGAAGGGCGAAUGUCAGUUGGGGGAUGACUGUCGGUAUUCACACAAAACAGCCGAAAAUGCAUCCGAAAGCAAAGGAACUUGACCAUGGUGUAUUAAAAUGUAUUAUUUAUUGUAUAAUCUUGUAAAAUAAACUUUGAUAUAUUAAUGUUAUCUCGACCGGAA
Messenger RNA from Centruroides sculpturatus (bark scorpion), 1902 nucleotides. Its product is annotated as tRNA (guanine(26)-N(2))-dimethyltransferase-like. The record is from RefSeq and is a predicted model, not a curated record. The transcript is spliced from 15 exons. Lineage: Eukaryota; Metazoa; Arthropoda; Arachnida; Scorpiones; Buthidae. Gene Ontology annotation, biological process: tRNA N2-guanine methylation. Gene Ontology annotation, cellular component: nucleus. Gene Ontology annotation, molecular function: metal ion binding; RNA binding. Bases 125 to 1822 code for a protein of 565 amino acids.